Messenger RNA from Populus euphratica (Euphrates poplar), 975 nucleotides. Its product is annotated as calmodulin-7. Lineage: Eukaryota; Viridiplantae; Streptophyta; Magnoliopsida; Malpighiales; Salicaceae. Gene Ontology annotation, cellular component: myosin II complex. The transcript is spliced from 2 exons. Gene Ontology annotation, molecular function: calcium ion binding. Bases 189 to 638 code for a protein of 149 amino acids. The record is from RefSeq and is a predicted model, not a curated record.
GUUGGCUUGCUCCUCUGCCUAUUUAUUUUUCAAAGCCAGAGUCAGAUCAAAGCAAAGACGUUCACGCUGAGUCGGAUCAAAGCUAAAAGAGGCAGCGAGCCAGCCAUCAGAUAUUGUCAUCCUCUUUGAUUUAAAUCAUUUCUUACUGUUUUUAUUUUCUCUGAUAUUUUCUCUCUCUCCAAACAAAGAUGGCCGAUCAGCUGACCGAUGACCAGAUCUCCGAGUUCAAGGAAGCUUUCAGCCUCUUCGAUAAGGACGGCGAUGGCUGCAUUACUACCAAGGAGCUUGGGACUGUGAUGCGUUCAUUGGGCCAAAACCCAACUGAGGCAGAACUCCAGGACAUGAUAAAUGAGGUCGAUGCUGAUGGGAAUGGUACCAUCGACUUCCCUGAGUUCCUCAACCUCAUGGCCCGCAAGAUGAAGGAUACUGAUUCUGAGGAGGAGCUCAAGGAAGCUUUCAGAGUUUUUGAUAAGGACCAGAAUGGCUUCAUUUCUGCCGCUGAGCUGCGCCAUGUCAUGACAAAUCUUGGGGAGAAGCUGACAGAUGAGGAAGUUGAUGAGAUGAUCCGUGAGGCUGAUGUGGAUGGUGAUGGUCAGAUCAACUACGAAGAAUUUGUGAAAGUCAUGAUGGCCAAGUGAGGUUUACUCACCUAAAACCUAAAAACCAAAUGCAUAAAAACAAAAAAAGAGAAACAGGGCAAAUAAGUUUGAUGAGAAUUCUAUUUCCCAAUUAGGACAUCUUCAUUUGGUGUUAUUAGCUUCAGCUGGGUUGUUUGUUCUGUUGUUUGCAUUAUUUUGUGGCGCGUUUCUUUAAUGUCUACUUGUUUGCUCUGUUUCUUGUCCAGUAGCUUGGCUUGUUAGCAUCAUCUCAUUGAUGUUUGGCAUUUUCUUUCUACCUUUGGUAUUAUGAACAUAGAACUUUUGGGAGAAUUGGAUGAUUUUGCUUAUGGGUGACUAAUUUUGUUAAUAUUCCAAA